AAGAAAUUGUCUAAUGAAUGAGCCACGAGGCGGACAAAGUUCUACUGAGAAAUCGCAGUUUACUUCUUAAGCAUAUCGCAGAUCCUAUCCGAACGAAGUCCCCACGGCUCCGAUCGACUCUUCCGAUUCUCUACAGACACGGUGGCGACCAGCACGACGUCGCCGGGGAUGUCCGCCGCGACGAAUAUUUAUUUCAAUCCGCAAAACUCAAUGGCCCAACCUGAACCAAAACCCCCGCCGCCAUUAGAAAUCCUCAUGGUGACAUCGGCGGAUUCGCCUGAGUUCUACCGUUUCCAAUCAGCGCUCUGCCAUUCUUCCGUCGUCGCGCUCGACGCCGAAUGGAAGCCCGUCAGAUCGCGGCAGAUUGCGGAAAGCUCCGAAGACAAUGGAGGCGAGCGGACUUUUCCGAAGGUCACGCUUCUCCAAAUCGCUUGUAGGAUCAGUCGUGCGGCGUCCGAUUCGGAAGUCUACGCUGUUGGAAAAUCGCUGGUUUUCCUUGUGGACCUGCUAUCGAUACCUCUUUCGACCAUCUGGGAGCUUCUUAGGGAGGUGUUCGUCUCUCCCUCCGUACUUAAGUUGGGAUUCAGAUUUAAGCAAGAUCUGGCUUAUCUUUCUUCUACCUUCUUUUCCCAGGGUUUCCUUUCUGGGUUCGAUAAGAUUGAACCGUUUAUUGAUAUCACUAGCAUAUACUAUCAUAUGAAAUAUCUUAAUAGGGGGAAAAAGUUUCCGAAGGACACCAUAAGCUUGGCUACUAUUUGUUGGGAAGUACUAAGCAUCUCUCUAUCCAAGGAUCAAGAAAGAAGGAAACACGGGGAAUGGAUUGCCUCAACAGUUACAUUGAAGAUGAUGGAACUCCAAUGUAGUGACUGGUCUUGCCGUCCACUAACUGAAGGGCAAAUAUCAUACGCUGCCGCCGAUGCAUAUUACUUGCUUGAAAUAUUUGCCGUGUUUGAGCAGAAGUUUCUUACUGAAGGAAAAGAAUCAUCCCUAUUGACGGAAUUGAGUUUCUCUAAAACAACUGGUGGACUGAAGGAAAUCUUUACGGAUUCUAGUUCAUGCAAGAAUGUUGUGAGGAUUAAGUUCUGCAGUGCAUCAGAUAUGAUCAAAUCAUGUUAUCCAACAAUUAGUCUUUUAGGGGAUACUGCGAUGGGAUCUAGCUCACAGCCUUCUUGUAAAACUAGUUAUCUUAUAGAUGAUCACAUCUUAGACAUUGUCAAGAUGUAUGGUGAGAGAAUUCACUUGAAGGAAGCGGACAGAAAACCUAGGGUUUCAAGGAGAAAAAGAGAACAAUCAUCUGUAAAUACCAAGAGGAAAGAGGAAUUUGAAAUUAAUGGAAAUUGGCAGGCCCUCCCACCUUGGGAUCCAGCAUAUGGUGGUGAUGGCUGCUCAAAAUUUCUUUGUGAUGUUAUGGUAGAAGGUUUAGCACGGCAUCUACGGUGUGUUGGAAUAGAUGCUGCUGUCCCAUCCAUCAGAAAACCUGAGCCAAGACAGUUGCUGGAUCAAGCAUACAAAGAAAAAAGAGUGCUUCUAACACGAGAUGCUAAACUUCUGAAAUACCAGUAUUUAGCAAAUAAUCAAGUGUACAGAAUUAAGAGUUUGCUAAAAAAUGACCAACUGCUUGAGGUGAUUGAGACCUUUCACUUGAAUAUUUCUGAGGAACAGCUCAUGUCAAGAUGCACAAAAUGCAACGGUAGCUUCUUUCAAAAACCCUUGACACUUGAGGAAGCUAUAGAAGCUUCCAAAGGGUUCCAAGUCAUUCCUAACUGCCUCUUCAACAAGGAUAUAGAAUUUUGGCAGUGCACAGACUGCAAACAGCUAUACUGGGAGGGAACCCAAUAUCGUAAUGCAGUUGAAAAAUUUGUCAAUAUUUGCAAGCUGAACACUUGAUUCACAUUUCAGCUUUCUAUAAACCCAAUCUGUGCUUACAAACUCGGGUGCAUUUUCAACAUAGAGAAGUCUUCAUGACCUACUCACUCAUGUAAAUAUUCAUUAGGUGUUACACAUUUUUGGCAUUGUUGUGCAAUAAGAGAGAUAACAGAGUGUAAUUAAGACAUUAUUUCUUUCUUUCUCAAAAUUUCUGCCUAUUUCUCUCUUGUUAUUCAGUGAAUGUUACCUUUUUUUAAUGGAUUAGUGAAAUGGUGAAGGAGAAGAAGUGGCUUUGACCCGUA
Messenger RNA from Dendrobium catenatum, 2168 nucleotides. RefSeq lists its product as uncharacterized. Gene Ontology annotation, biological process: nucleobase-containing compound metabolic process. The transcript has 9 exons. The coding region runs from base 169 to 1887 and encodes 572 amino acids. Gene Ontology annotation, molecular function: 3'-5' exonuclease activity; nucleic acid binding. NCBI's taxonomy places the organism in Eukaryota, Viridiplantae, Streptophyta, Magnoliopsida, Asparagales, Orchidaceae. The record is from RefSeq and is a predicted model, not a curated record.